Manihot esculenta (cassava) is the source of this 1651-nucleotide messenger RNA. RefSeq names its product serine carboxypeptidase-like 18. The transcript is spliced from 14 exons. Lineage: Eukaryota; Viridiplantae; Streptophyta; Magnoliopsida; Malpighiales; Euphorbiaceae. The coding region runs from base 16 to 1542 and encodes 508 amino acids. Gene Ontology annotation, molecular function: acyltransferase activity, transferring groups other than amino-acyl groups; serine-type carboxypeptidase activity. Gene Ontology annotation, biological process: proteolysis; secondary metabolic process. The record is from RefSeq and is a predicted model, not a curated record.
AUUUCUGUAUAAGUAAUGGAGCUGUCUGAAUAUAUAUGGGGAGAAAGUGAGAGAAGUCUAUACUCUCAUCUCACUGCAAUGGCUUCUCAACUUGUGCAGCUAUUAGCAAACAAAUCUUUCAUGUCUUGUGGACAUGUAAACUGGCGGAGUUACUGUUGGAGAUUGCUUCUUCUCAUGGCUUUCUUACCAAAUGUUACCCUUUCCGGCCGAAUUGUCGAGUACCUGCCUGGUUUUGACGGUGAACUUCCGUUUAAACUUGAAACUGGGUAUACAAGUGUUGGUGAUUCUGAGCUGUUCUACUAUUUCAUUGAAUCACAAGGUGAUCCUCAAAAAGACCCUAUUUUUCUCUGGUUAACUGGUGGACCUGGUUGUUCUUCUUUCAGUGGUAUAAUCUAUGAAAUCGGUCCAAUGGAGUUUGACAUAAACAACUACAAGGGAGGCUUGCCAAAAUUGAAGUAUUACCCAUAUGCAUGGACAAGGACAGCCAGCUUUAUUUUUUUAGAUGCACCAGUUGGCACAGGUUUUUCUUAUUCUACUACUCCACAAGGAUGGCCUACCUCAGACUCAGAAUCAGCAGAGCAGUCUUAUCAAUUCCUCAGAAAGUGGUUGCUAGAACACCCACAAUAUUUGCUAGUUCAGCUUUUUAUUGGUGGUGAUUCUUACUCUGGCCUCAUUGUUCCAUUGAUCACUCAGAAAGUGGUAGAGGCUAAUGAAGCAAUGGUCAACCCAUAUUUGAAUCUCAAGGGUUUUCUGCUUGGGAGCCCAACUACAGAUCAAAUUCUGAAUGCAAAUUCAAAAAUAAUAUUUGCUCACAGGAUGGCUCUAAUUUCAGAUCAACUAUAUGAGAAACUUAAAAUGAGUUGCAACGAGUCCUAUGUUGAUGUAGAUCCAUCCAACACAGCAUGUGUAGCUGCACUUGGAGCUUAUGAAAUCUGUAUAAAAGAUUUAUAUGCCAAUGAUAUCUUGGAACCCAGUUGUGUCUUUGCAUCCGAAAGUGAAAAUCCACCAACUGGUCAAAGAUCUGCAAAAGAAAAUCCCACAAAUUUCAUCCUUUCACCACCAAGAAUUCCUGACUUGUGGUGUCGAAAUUUUAAUUAUGUUCUGUCCUAUGUGUGGGCAAAUAAUCCCCAAGUCCAGGAUGCGUUGCACGUUCGAAAGGGAACCGUAUCGACAUGGCAAAGGUGCAACCUGACCUUAUCAUACACAGAAGAUGUUCGAAGUGUUAUUGAUGUUCAUCGUUAUCUCAGUAGCAAGAGCUUGGAACUUCUAGUUCAAACUGGAGAUCAUGACAUGGUUGUUCCAUUUGUAGCAACUCAAACAUGGAUAACAUCUCUGAAUUUGACAAUUUCUGAUGAGUGGCGACCGUGGUUCGUUGAUGGGCAAGUUGCAGGAUACACAAGCAAGUAUGUGAAUUACUGGCAGGACGGAACUUUUUAUCUGACAUAUGCAACUGUUAAGGGUGCGGGUCACACAGCACCAGAGUACUAUCGGAGAGAAUGCUAUGAACUGUUUCAGAGGUGGAUUCAUUACUAUCCUCUGUAGAUGAGACUCGGAUUUAAUUAUUAGUUGCUCUUAUUGGGAUUAUUUUCUUGAUAAAUAAUCUUUGAAUGUGUAAUAAUAAGAAGAUUAUAAUAAAAAAAUCUUUAUAAUC